AAAACAAUUUGAAUUACCUAAAACCAUUUUCAGAUCUCUGGAUUUCAGUUGCUUCUUCUCUUUAUUUUGUUAUAAGAGUAAAGAAAGCAAAUAAUGGAAUGGAAACAAAUAGUGAAAGUAAUUACAACAUCAAAAAUGAUAUCAAAGAUGAUGAUAUUGAAGAUGAUAACAACGAAGACAAUGACUCCAAAGGUAGUAAUAUCUUAAUAAAAAACUUGUUAAGUCUUAAAUUAUAUUGGACACCUAAAAAAUGUAAUUCUUAUACUAGUAAUUCUCGAGCUACUAAAUAUUGA
Diversispora eburnea is the source of this 293-nucleotide messenger RNA. The record is from the annotation of a GenBank genome assembly. Lineage: Eukaryota; Fungi; Glomeromycota; Glomeromycetes; Diversisporales; Diversisporaceae.